AUGUCACCAGCUCCGUACCUUCCAUUCGACGUUAUAAGUCAUAUACUUUCUAAUAUUUCUAAAGACAAAAUUCGGAAUUUUCUUCCGUAUCUCUUGAUAAAUAAAGACUGGUGUCAUGCCUCCCUUUGCCAUAUCUGGGCAAACCCAUUCCGUGACUUGCUUCAUGGAAAUAAAACACUUAUCUCUACAUAUUUGUCGUGUCUAAAAAAAUCACACCUCACAACUUUAAAAUCCAAAGGUUUCGAUCUUCCUCAAAUUCAACCGCUCUUCAACUAUGCUUCUUUUCUAAAACAACUCGACUAUGUCGGGUUUCUACUUUCCGUAUUUGGAUGGUGUAAUUUGGAACAAAAUGGAAAUUCAGAACAAGAAAAUAUCUCUUUAAUUGUUAAAUCUCUUUUACACUUAUUUUGUGAUAAUUCACUCCAUUUGAAUACCUUAAUAAUACAAACGGAAGAAAAAAAAAUUUAUGACGAAGAAUACUUUUUAUUAUUAUUUGAGGAGGAUUUUAGAGAAAUGUUAACCCCCAUAAGACAAAUUACAAUUCAUACUCAUUUUAGCAUGGAGAGAUUCUUUAAUGGAUUAAGUAAACAUUGUAGAAACGUGCCACCGUUCAACAAUUCGAUUUCGGCGUCUUCAUGGAUUCUAUCUCAAAACAAACUAACAUCCUUGACCAUAUUUAUCUCAUGCUGGGACAUUUGUGUGAUUAUCAACUCCAUCACUUCUCAAAGAAAAACAUUGAAACAUUUAAAAUUCGAUUAUGUAAAUUUCAAAAAUUGUCAUUCACAAAAGGAUAUAUUAGAGUGCGAAAAAUUGGAGGUGCUGGAAUUUCGUAAUUGUCGGCACCUAGAGGAUGAUCUGAUUGAAGAUUUAGUUGGAAAAGUAGAGGAAAAGAACGAAGGAAUAACUCGAAAGUUGAAAAAUUUAAAAACUUUGAUCCGCGGAAAGGAUUGUUAUGAAGUUUCUUAA
Acaulospora morrowiae is the source of this 966-nucleotide messenger RNA. NCBI's taxonomy places the organism in Eukaryota, Fungi, Glomeromycota, Glomeromycetes, Diversisporales, Acaulosporaceae. The record is from the annotation of a GenBank genome assembly.